This is a messenger RNA of Vigna angularis (adzuki bean), 942 nucleotides long. RefSeq lists its product as uncharacterized. The coding region runs from base 174 to 863 and encodes 229 amino acids. Gene Ontology annotation, biological process: DNA damage response; fatty acid metabolic process. The transcript has a single exon. Gene Ontology annotation, cellular component: mitochondrial matrix. The record is from RefSeq and is a predicted model, not a curated record. Lineage: Eukaryota; Viridiplantae; Streptophyta; Magnoliopsida; Fabales; Fabaceae.
AAAAAAGGUGAGUGAGGAGAAUGGAGGAUCAAAUUUAUAGCUGAUUCCAUCAUUUGAUAUAAAGCAGCAAGGAAGGUAAAAAUCGAGCAUGCAUGAAUUGAAGAAGAGGAAGGGAAGAAGACUUAAUCUGCAGGAACUGGGAAGAGAAGAGAAGAGAAGUGGAAGAAAGAAAGAUGAGGGAAGAGGAGGAGGAGGAGAAGGCGGUGUUGGAACAAAUCUUCGGGUCUUCAUCCGAGGAAUCUGAUGGCAGUGACGGCUACAGCGACGGCGAAAGGGAAGGUGAGUGGGAGUGGGAGUCAAUCUCAGAAGUGAAGGGUCUAUGGCUGUGUCCCAAUUUCCUCUCUCCACGCCACCAAUCCCGUAUACUCGCAUCCAUCCAAUCCCAAAACUGGUUCCCCUCUCCCUCCAUCAACCAGGCCAUGCGCUUCGGCCUCCAACACCUCCCUUCUUGGGCCCCUCCUCUGGCCCACUCCAUUCGCCGCUCCAUCCGCCUCCAGGCCCAUAACCCACCCCCCUUCCCGCCCCACAUCCUCCACAGAGAACCCCUCUUUGACCAGAUGAUCGCCAACGUCUACCAGCCCGGCGAAGGCAUCUGCGCCCACGUCGACCUCCUCCGCUUCGACGACGGCAUCGCCAUCCUCUCCCUCGAGUCCGACUGCGUCAUGCACUUCACCAACGCCUCCCUCUCCGUUCCCGUUCUCCUCACCCCUGGCUCAUUGAUCCUCAUGUCCGGAGAAGCACGCUACCAUUGGAAACACGAAAUUAAUCGCUCACCGGAGUUUCAGAUAUGGCAGGGUCGACAGUUGACUCAAUCCAAACGCACCUCUAUCACUCUCAGGAAACUCUCUCCCUCCACUCCCUGAUUGUUCCAAUUUCACGGAUAUUAUUAUUCGCCAUUCAAAAACAAUUUCAAUUAUAAUAAUAUAACAGUACUAAUAGUAA